CCUGAAUCGGGAAUAGAGAGAGAGAGAGGACAUACCUGUCGGUGUUGCUGCGCUGAGAAGAGGGCGGGGGGGCCUGGUUCCUUAGAUGCGGCGGAACAUAGGUGGUUCGCUGGCCCGAGGGACGACUGUUGCUGCGGGCGUCGUUGCUGACGUUCAUAUUAGCUAUUGAGAUGGAUGAGGGAUGCAGAGACGGGAACGACGCGGUCAAUGCUGCGGGUUCUUGAGAUGGAUGGUAGCGGAAACCGAGAGACUUGAAGCGGUUCGUGAGCAGGGGCCAAGAAAACGAAGGUCAUCUGCUCAUCACUGCAUCUGCACCACUCUGCUGGGUCUUUGCUCCAAGGCGUGUUCGUGUUCGUAUAUGGCACGUACCAAACUGCUUGUUCAUAUCAUGAUGGCUCAUUAUCGAGGACGAUUAGAUGUGUGUGGUAGUGGUAAUAGUGGCAAUAGUGGGAGUCAAACGAUGGGAUGGUGGGAGUGGAGUGGAGUGGAGUGGAGUGAUGAGCAGCAGACAGACAGCAGCAGAGUCAACAACAGAAGCAGCAGCAGCAGCAGGGACAAAAAAGAGAGGGAAAGAAGGACCAAGGCCAUGACGAUGAUGUCACUUCUCUCUCUCAGAGAGUACACCCCAUCCUCUCUCUGCUUCGGGUGUUGUAACCUGUAUGUAUGUUGUACCGCCUCAGAGCACACGCGCUAUGCUAGUUAGUCUCUUUACUCCUCAGGCAGACCAGAAAAGGGAGAAAGAAGCACAUCUUCCUUCUUUCCUCCGCUGUUCCUGCUGCUGCAGCAGUUCCUGUUGCUGUUGCUGUUCCUGUUGCUGUUGCUGUUGUUGUUCCUGUUCCUGUUCCUGUUCCUGUUCUUUCUCUUUCUCUUUCUCUUUCUUUCCUUCUCUCUCUUUUCCUCUCUUUCUUUUUCUCUCUCCUCUCCCUUUGUUUGACCCCAUCCCUUCCGUCCUUCCAUUCCCCCCCUCCCUCCCUCACAAUCUUCCUCUUCCUUCUACCGACAAUCAAAUCACUUUUCUCAUCCCUGCCC
Molecule: messenger RNA, 1029 nt
Organism: Gamsiella multidivaricata
Lineage: Eukaryota; Fungi; Mortierellomycota; Mortierellomycetes; Mortierellales; Mortierellaceae
Exons: 1
Coding region: 182-703 (173 amino acids)
Source: RefSeq, a predicted model, not a curated record